Limulus polyphemus (Atlantic horseshoe crab) is the source of this 636-nucleotide messenger RNA. RefSeq names its product transcriptional adapter 1-like. Gene Ontology annotation, molecular function: transcription coactivator activity. Gene Ontology annotation, cellular component: SAGA complex. NCBI's taxonomy places the organism in Eukaryota, Metazoa, Arthropoda, Merostomata, Xiphosura, Limulidae. The record is from RefSeq and is a predicted model, not a curated record. Gene Ontology annotation, biological process: regulation of transcription by RNA polymerase II. The coding region runs from base 88 to 636 and encodes 182 amino acids. The transcript is spliced from 6 exons.
UUUGGUACAAACUGAAUAGCAAAAUAAUUAUUUUUUACUCACGUAAAUUACUUUUUAAGUUAUUAACUAAUUUCUUUAAUUAAAAAAAUGGUUGCUGAUACACAACUCAACUUUGCUAGAAAAAAGUUAUUCGAGGCACUUGGAGAUGAUUUUAAAGUGUACUUGAACAGCAUGAAGUUGUGGUUUAGGCAAAAGACCACCAAGGAAAGUUUUGAUGCUGAUGCUAGAAAACUUUUGGCCUCUGACACAAUACAUUUACACAAUGAAUUCUUGCUAGCCAUGUUAAACAAAUGUCAAAGCUUAGUGUCCACACAUGUCAAAGAUUCAUCUGGAAAUGCUCAGGUCCAAAACAAAGAUAAACAAAAGAAAGGAAAGCUAAAGAAAAAAAUUCGACCAGUCAGGGCAACAUUUGAGCUAGCAUCAUCAUUUUCACAGCACCAUCUUCAACUCCAUCCAGCCCAAUAUCCCACGCAGUUACAAACAUUCGGCCAUGAACCAUGGACACCUCUGGAAGUGUGUAGUCUCGAGAACAAAAGGAUAAUCGACUGUCAUCUUGUGGGUCUUUUGCAACAGCUUGUGGUGUGUAGUUUACCGAGUUGGCUGGCUGAAGCCGAUGCUGGAAUAGAUGAAAAUUAA